AUGGCCUUAGCGAACGGCGUAGUGCUCACUCCUCGAGCACCUGGAAGCAAAAGGAAGAGAUUCGGCUUGCGACCCAAACUAUACGACACAUGGAUAGCACCUCUGUGGGUUGGAUGCGCUACCGCCACUACUACCAAGGAGGAAUCCGAUGCGACGGAUAUCAAGGAGAAGCAGGAUACCUCGGCUUGGGCAGGGUCGUCGCAAGGGCGCUGGUGUGACAUGUUGCCGGUCACGGUGCAAACUGUCAUUGUAAAACGACGUGCCAAACCCGAACCCACUGGGUACGACGGGAACCCUACCAAUGCAGCAGCAUCUCCUGCGUUCAGCACGACCACCCAACUAACGGCAUCACCACCUUCGCUCUUUCCUAAUUCACCACCUACCGGCACUUCAUCUGGUAUUCGACCACUCAUUCCACAUAUCGUACCGCCAUCCAACUUUGUUGUUUCAUCAAGCCCUGUAGAGGUAUCCCCGUAUACCCCGACGGAGAGGAGGCGCUCGUUACGACCUUUAUCAGUGCAAUUCGCUGACCAGGCACGGCCUGGUCUAUUUUCGUUCCCGCACUCCCACUCGACUUCCUUCGAUAAUGAGGCAACUCGCCGGCGCUCGCGACGAAAUAGCGCUCUUUCCAUCUUGACGCCCUCUCCUUCUCUGGAAAACCAUCUAGGAGGAGGAAGCAACGGAGAAUCCAGAAGGCAGAGGAGAAACUCGACUGGUAGCAGUCUAGGACAACCUAUUCCCACUCACUCCCGGGAACGCUCAGAUUCGACAACAUGGAGACAAAUCAUCUCGCCUAAUCCCAGUCUGCCGGCCCCUCCUGUUCCACCGGUUCCUACUCCUAGUACCCCCUCGGGCGGGAAUGAACGGACAGUCAAUUGGGAACCUAACCCUCCCAGUCCUCGAGUGGAUGGAAAUGGAAACGACAGGAGAUUGGGCCUCCGCGCUCGUUUGCUUCCCAACGUCUUCUCUCGCAGAAAUCAGGCCUUACCCGACUCAGACGACAUGCAAAUAUCGGCUUCUCCCUCGACUGCGACAGGCGGGCGGCUUCCUCCGCGGUCUCAAAGCAAGUAUCGAAUCCGGACGGAGAUGUUACAGAUUUCUGUACUGGUUGCGAUGCCUAGUUUGAAGACGAGUCGGCUGUAUGGCGAUGCGAACGUGGUCAAGAGUUCGUAUGGCAGCUACAGGCAGCUACAUAAUCCCGACGGAGAUGUAGGCAAGAAGAAACGCAAGCGCGUCAAGGAAACGAGGGCGAGGACUGACGAAUCGGGCGACGUAGAUGAGAUUGUGGAGAUUCCUGGGGAGGAUGGAUCGGAUCUUUCGGACGAGGAAAGUGACAUAGAAAGCGAGGAGGAAAAGGAGGAUGACGAACCGCAGCCACUACCUGAACUCGUCCUGGGAGUGACAAGGUUGAAUUACCGCCCAUCUCAGUCUGUUCACCUCGCUACCGUGAAUGCGGAGAAGGAGAAGGUGGAGGAAGAGGAUGCGGAGGGGAUGACCCCGUCCACGCCACCGACUCCGUCUAUCAGUGUGGCGGCGAGUCCUGCGUCCCAGCAGCGACCGGCGCCGAUGAAUAGGACUCUGGCAUUCCUUCCUGGAGCUAUGGUGUGAAAGGACUAAUUUAUUCUAAUCUUUGGUUCGGUGUAUUAGUAUAAUUUACUGGUCGGCGAGGAGGCUUUACACAUUGACUAUUACUGCUAUGGCU
Messenger RNA from Coprinopsis cinerea okayama7#130, 1702 nucleotides. RefSeq lists its product as hypothetical. NCBI's taxonomy places the organism in Eukaryota, Fungi, Basidiomycota, Agaricomycetes, Agaricales, Psathyrellaceae. Bases 1 to 1608 code for a protein of 535 amino acids. The record is from RefSeq and is a predicted model, not a curated record. The transcript has 2 exons.